CCAAAACACUCAGAGACACUUUGAGGGAAGUUAGUAGAGGAGGGAGGGAGCCGAGACUGACUGGACCUUCUGUGUUUUCAGUUUCAUUUAGAGACAAAAUGGCUUCCAGCUUAGAGGAGGAUCUCUGCUGUUCAGUCUGUAAGGAAGUCUUUAAGGAUCCGGUUGUUCUGUCAUGUAGCCACAGCUUCUGUAAGGAAUGUCUGAAGAGCUGGUGGAGAGAGAAACCAGCAAGAGAGUGUCCAGUUUGUAAGAGGAGAUCUUCAAGGUCUGAUCCACCUUUAAAUCUGGUUCUGAAGAACCUGUGUGAGUCUUUCUUACAGCAGAGAGUUUCAGAGGAUCUCUGCUCUCUGCACUCUGAGAAACUCAAACUCUUCUGUCUGGACCAUCAGCAGCCAGUGUGUCUCAUUUGCAGUCACUCAAAAAGACACACCAACCACAGAUUCAGACCCAUCCAUGAAGCUGCUCAGGAUCACAGAGAGAAUCUGAAAACAUCUCUGGAGUUUUUAAAGAAGAAUCUGGAGCUCAGGAAGGAAGUUAAGAAGAAGUUUGAUCAGACAGCAGAACACAUGAAGGUCCAGGCCCGACACACAGAGAGGCAGAUUAAGGAGCAGUUUAAGAAGCUUCAUCAGUUUCUWGCAGAGGAAGAGGAGGCCAGGCUGGCUGCACUGAGGGAGGAAGAGGAGCAGAAGAGAGGGAUGAUGAAGGAGAAGAUGGAGGCUCUGAGCAGAGAGAUAGCAGCUCUUUCAGACACAGUCAGAGCCACAGAGGAGGAGCUGAGAGCUGCAGACGUCUCAUUCCUGCACAACUACAAGGCUGCAGUGGAAAGAGUCCAGCGCUGCCCCCUGCUGGAGGAUCCACAGCUGCCCUCAGGAGCUCUGAUAGACCAGGCCAAACAUCUGGGCAACCUGGCCUUCAACAUCUGGAGYAACAUGAAGGACAUGGUGACCUACACUCCUCUGGUUCUGGACCCAAACACGGCUAACCUAGGACUCCACCUGACUGAAGAUCUGACCAGUUUGACAUUUGGAGAGAAUCAGCAGCUUCCUGAUAAUCCAGAGAGGUUUCAUUACUUUUGUUCUGUGUUGAGCUCUGAGGGUUUUAACUCAGGGAACCACAGCUGGGAUGUUGAUGUUGGAAACAGUGAAAUCUGGGCGCUUGGAGUGAUAGCAGAGUCUGUCCAGAGGAAGGGAGACAUAGAGUCUGGAUUGUUGGUUAUAUCGUUCUGUGAAAAUAAAAACAAUACAUGGUCUCCAGCACCAACUCUCCAAUUUCACUCAGUCAAGAAGAAACUCCAGAGGAUCAGAGUGAAUCUGGACUGGGACGGAGGAAAGCUGUCGUUCUCUGAUCUGGAUACUAACACACACAUACACACCUUCACACACACCUUCACUGACAAGAUGCUUCCUUUCUUCAACAUUGGGAAUCAAGUAAAACUCUUACCGAUGAAGAUCUCAGUGAUCAAACAGCAGCUCUGAUUUUCUCAGCAUGAA
Poecilia reticulata (guppy) is the source of this 1490-nucleotide messenger RNA. NCBI's taxonomy places the organism in Eukaryota, Metazoa, Chordata, Actinopteri, Cyprinodontiformes, Poeciliidae. The record is from RefSeq and is a predicted model, not a curated record.